Messenger RNA from Cheilinus undulatus (humphead wrasse), 2901 nucleotides. RefSeq names its product galactosidase, beta 1 (gene glb1). NCBI's taxonomy places the organism in Eukaryota, Metazoa, Chordata, Actinopteri, Labriformes, Labridae. Gene Ontology annotation, biological process: carbohydrate metabolic process. Gene Ontology annotation, cellular component: vacuole. The record is from RefSeq and is a predicted model, not a curated record. The transcript has 16 exons. Bases 133 to 2070 code for a protein of 645 amino acids. Gene Ontology annotation, molecular function: beta-galactosidase activity.
GAGUCCACAGUGAUUCAAACGCUGACAGUGUACUCAAGGAAGUGAGCUCUGUAGGGAGCGCAUUAUGCUUAAGUAAACCGCACACUGAGAGCUACAUUCAUCUAAAACUGCUUUACUCGGUGAGCACGCAUCAUGUCUCUGCUGAGAUUUGGAGUCACGCUGCUGCUGUUUGCACAUUCACUAGGAGAACCUCGAUCCUUCAGCGUGGACUACAAGAAUGACUGCUUCAGAAAGGAUGGAGACGUGUUUCGAUACAUAUCAGGAAGUAUCCACUACAGCAGGAUCCCCAGAGUGUACUGGAAGGACCGGCUGCUGAAGAUGUACAUGGCAGGACUGAACGCCAUCCAGACGUACAUCCCCUGGAACUACCAUGAAGAAUCUCCAGGUCGCUAUACUUUCAGUGGAGACCGAGACGUGGAGCAUUUCCUUCAGCUGGCCAACGACAUCGGCCUACUGGUCAUCCUCCGGCCUGGACCAUACAUAUGUGGAGAGUGGGACAUGGGCGGCCUCCCUGCCUGGCUUCUUAACAAGAAAGACAUUGUGCUGAGGUCUUCAGAUCCAGAUUACAUCAAAGCAGUUGAUGAUUGGAUGGGGAAGUUGCUGCCAAUGAUAAAGCCGUAUCUCUAUCAGAACGGAGGGCCUAUCAUCACUGUACAGGUGGAGAAUGAAUACGGCAGUUAUUUUGCUUGUGACUACAACUACAUGCGCCACCUGUCCAAGCUAUUCCGGUCUCACCUGGGCGAUGACGUGGUACUUUUCACCACAGAUGGGGCUGGGGUUAGCUACCUGAAGUGUGGCUCCAUUCAAGAUCUCUAUGCAACUGUUGACUUUGGGCCAGGUGGAAAUGUAACUGCAGCCUUUGAAGCUCAGAGACACGCUGAGCCUCAUGGACCUUUGGUGAACUCGGAGUUUUACACUGGCUGGCUAGACCAUUGGGGCUCACCUCAUUCUGUUGUGUCGUCUACAAUAGUCGCCAAGUCUCUUAACGAGAUCCUGUCCAUGGGAGCAAAUGUUAACCUUUACAUGUUUAUAGGAGGAACAAACUUUGGAUACUGGAAUGGUGCCAAUGGACCCUAUGCCCCGCAGCCCACAAGCUACGACUAUGACGCCCCACUCACGGAAGCAGGAGACCUCACACAAAAAUACUUUGCUAUUCGAGAGGUCAUCAAAAUGUACCACCAAAUACCAGAGGGUCCGGUACCACCAACAACUCCAAAGUUUGCAUAUGGGACUGUAAUGAUGAAACAGCUCCAGACUGUGUCAGAUGCCUUAGAAAUCCUUUCUUUCUCAGGCCCAGUCAAAAGCGUGUAUCCUCAGACUUACAUUGAACUGAACCAGGCCUUUGGUUAUGUGCUGUACAGGACUCUUCUGCCCUUUGACUGCAGCACACCUACUCCUCUGUCAUCUCCACUGAACGGGGUCCAUGACAGAGCAUACGUGUCUGUAGACGGGGUGCCGAUGGGGAUUCUUGAAAGGGACAAAGCCAUAACUGUGAAGGUGACCGGAAAAGCUGGCAGCCAGGUGGACAUACUGGUAGAGAAUAUGGGCCGAAUCAACUAUGGAAAAAAUAUCAACGACUUUAAGGGCCUGGUGUCUAACCUGACUCUGGGGGCAGAUGCACUCCUUAGCUGGACCAUGUACAGUCUCAGUGUCGAUGAUGCAGUCAGUCAAGGCCUUCUUGGUGGAACAAAACCAACAGCUCCUCCUGCACCUGCUGCUCUCUCUCUUCCAGCAUUCUACAAGGGAAGUUUUGUCAUUCCUGAUGGUAUCCCUGACCUCCCACAGGACACUUACAUCCAGCUGCCCCAGUGGAAGAAGGGUCAAGUUUGGAUUAACGGCUUCAACCUGGGACGCUACUGGCCCAGUCGAGGCCCUCAGGUGACCCUCUUUGUCCCCGCCCACAUUCUGACUACGGCUGUGCCCAACAAUGUGACCGUCCUGGAGCUGGAGGAGGCUCCCUGCAGCUCAGGGACAUGCAGUGUGGAGUUUACCACCACCCCUAUCCUCAAUGCAACAGUGCAGUCUGACCUAAAGCUGUACAGGAAGCUCUUCACUCGAAGCGAUUUGUAGUGAUAUUCAAGGAACUCGCUGCUGCACCGAAGGAAUCUCUUUGCACUACUCACUGAUUCAGGAUCAGCACUGGUCUGAGCUCAGAGAAGAUAUGAUUUUAGAAAUGUACUUUUAAUGUUUUAAGUUGGUGAGUCCUGGACAAAUCAUCGGUGUGAUUUAAUGAACUCUUGGUGACUCUGCCUCACUGAUUCUAUUGGUACAUUUGCAUUUUAGGUUUUUCCUGUCCACUCUGGGAUUGUUGCCAACACACCACUGCAGCCUGUAUGCUAGAAAAUGUUUUUUUUUUUUUUUAAAACACAUCAGGGAAAUAUGUUGGAUGCAUUGUGGGAGUUUUAAUCUGUUGCUUUUACGCAUUUUGAAAGAAGUACUUCAUGCACUGUGAUUGGAUGUUUGAGAAGGUAAAUUAAAAACUAUUUUGGAAUACUCUUAUAAUCUUUUUUGUAAGCGGGGCGGCUGUGACUCAGUAGGUGGAGUCAGUCGUCUCAACCAGAAGAUUGAGAGCUACAACAGUCAUAUGUGGAUGUGUCCUUGGCAUAGACACUUAAUUGCUCCCUCUACUGUGUCAAUUGUGUGUGAAUGUGUGUGGAUGGGUACAAAUGGUUUUAGUUUUUUAAAUGUCUUUUUUUAUUGAAGAUGUUUUAAAUAAAAACAGGAACAUAAUUCAUGGAGAAGCAAAAUAUUGGAAAAAUGUCAUGUUUGGGAGUGUAUUUCAGCAUCGGUAAUAUCAGUUUGAAUGAUAGAUUGAUAAAGAAGAAGGAACUGAAAUAACUUUAAAGAAAAGUAAUGAAAUAAUUGCAAAAAGGAAAAAAUGUCUACAUGGGUUAAAAGUGG